AUGAAACCAUCUAAACUGCAAGAUCAUCUGAGAAGAUGCCACCCUGAUAAAACAGAGAAAGAUUUGAAAUACUUUCAAACACUUAAAGAUAAAUUUCAGAAGAGACCUACACUGGACAGAAUGUUCGCUUCGACGUCACAAAGAAAUGAUGAUGGUUUGCGGGCGUCUUACAAUAUCUCGUUAUUUAUAGCAAAAUCCGGAAAACCGCAUACUAUCGGAGAGAAGUUAAUUUUGCCAGCCGUUGAAGAGGUUUUAAAAACUGUUUUACACAAACCUGCAUCUGAUAUCAUUUAA
Molecule: messenger RNA, 294 nt
Organism: Acanthoscelides obtectus
Lineage: Eukaryota; Metazoa; Arthropoda; Insecta; Coleoptera; Chrysomelidae
Source: the annotation of a GenBank genome assembly